Molecule: messenger RNA, 1256 nt
Organism: Phanerochaete carnosa HHB-10118-sp
Lineage: Eukaryota; Fungi; Basidiomycota; Agaricomycetes; Polyporales; Phanerochaetaceae
Exons: 4
Coding region: 57-1025 (322 amino acids)
Source: RefSeq, a predicted model, not a curated record
CAGCAUGCCCUCCCUCCUCCCUCCCAGCUGUGCUCUCCACCUGAUACUAUCCAACGAUGCAAGCAAUUAUUGUCGACAAUACGAAUCCCGAGAUCGACUACUUGACAGGGUGGUACAAUGAAACGACGCACACUUCGGACUACAACCAAACAACAGCGUACUCCGGGAACCCUAACUCAGAGUUUCAGUUCACCUUCAAUGGGACGUCCAUCGCUAUCUACGGCUGCAUCCUACCCAACAAUACAGCGGUCUCGACGUACUCCCUGGACACUGCGGCAUCAGUAACCUAUACCAACAAAAACAGUACCGAGUACAUGGCCAAGCAACUUUUCUACCAGUCAUCAAACGUGCCCGAUGGAGAGCACACUCUCGUCGUGAACGCACCGGACGCGGUUAUCGGGCUACCUUGGACGACAUACUGCUUCGACUAUUUAACCUAUGUGCCGUCUGCGUCUGAUGCGUCGACAGGGCAGCCGAGCAGUAGUUCGGGACCCCCGGCUGCAUCGCCUGGGAAGGCGAGCAACCUCAAGGUUAUCCUCCCCGCGGUGCUCGUGCCGUCCCUGGUGAUAAUCGUCCUGCUUUUCGUGGCGCUGUAUGCCCAGCGCACGCGACUUUCGAGGCUCCGCGUCAGGGCUAAACAGGCCAGCACGCCAUACACACAGACUAGUCUGUUGCACCGGGUCUCUGCACCAGUAACGCUGGACACUAAAGUCACAGAGGAUCCUUCGAUAUUCAGUCCAGAUAUCCUCAGCCCGCGCCCAGACUCGUCGUAUACCAGCGAUUUCCAAGUUUAUCAGCCGACCAUAGCAGAGCUUGGGUCUGCGGCAAGCAUGGAUCAGGACAGGCUGCCUAAUGCGCGACCCCUGCUCCCUUCAACGGGUGGCCGCAGCAUGGUUGAGGUGAUGCGCUCGCUGGUUUCCCAGCAGGAUUUGAGCACACGCCAACAAGCAGUUCCACAAUCAGCAGCGGAAAAUAUCAUCUCUGAUCUUGACGCGCCGCCGACGUACACGUCAGGACCAAACUGAUAGUCCGGUGGUCGUGGCUCGUGCAUAUCGUGGACAGUGCUAGGUGAUUUAGUGCGUCUUGAGAAUACAUAUUUAGUGGACUUUAUUAGCGUAUACUUCGAUUCCUCGGCCACUUUCAAUGACACAAUACAGACCCACUGGUAUUUUAGUACAUUUUCUGGCUGACUCUCGCUGGCUUGGAAAACGGCGAUGAAGUACUAGUGCAAACAUAAUUGAGGCCAUAUGGCCGUC